AUGAAAGUUGUUAAGAUUGUAUUGUUUCUGGGGCUAAUUGUAUAUAGUCCCAUAGUUAAAGGUAACAUUGGUCAUUUUGAUGAAGUGUGGCAAGAACGAGCUGAAAAUGCAAAGAAAGGUGCCUUCAAAGCCUACAAUCCUAAUCCCGAAAAUGUAACCAGUGAUUUCAACCGCGAAACUGAGAAGGUGUUGGAAGGUCAGAAUAACACAAGGAGAGGACUAUAUAAACACCAUGGUCCAUGCCUAGCCACUAACCCUAUUGACAGAUGCUGGAGAUGUGAUCCAAACUGGGCUAAAGACCGCAAGAAGCUAGUUAACUGUGUCCUAGGAUUCGGCCGCAAAACCACCGGAGGCAAGGCAGGUCGAUAUUAUGUUGUAACAGAUCCGUCAGACAACGAUAUGGUAAACCCUAAACCCGGAACCUUACGGCAUGCAGUGAUCCAAAAAGAACCUCUUUGGAUCAUAUUUGCUCAUCACAUGGUGAUUAGGUUAAACCAAGAGCUGAUUAUGGCUGGUGACAAGACCAUAGACGGUCGAGGAUUUCAAAUUCACAUUGUGGGUGGUGCUCAAAUCACAUUGCAGUUCAUUAAUAAUGUUAUCAUCCAUGGCCUUCACAUUCGUAAUUCGGUACAAGCUCAUGGUGGCAUGAUACGAGACUCCGUUGAUCAUUACGGUCAACGUACGAUGAGUGACGGUGAUGGAAUCACGAUAUUUGGAUCCCACAAUAUUUGGAUCGAUCACCUUUCUAUGUCCAAAUGCUACGAUGGGUUAAUCGAUAUUCUUAUGGCGUCUACGGCCAUUACCAUCUCUAACUGCCAUUUUACUAAUCAUAACGAUGUCUUCCUGUUUGGAAGUAGUGAUAGCUUCUCAGAUGAUCAAAUCAUGCAAGUAACGGUUGCUUUCAACCAUUUUGGCAAAGGAUUGGUGCAAAGGAUGCCAAGGGUCCGAUGGGGAUUCGUUCAUGUCGUCAACAAUGACUACACUCAUUGGCUAAUGUAUGCCAUUGGUGGUAGCAAAAACCCUACCAUCCUAAGUGAGGGCAACCGAUUCAUUGCUCCUCCAGACAAACGCGCUAAAGAGAUUACCAAGAGGGAGUAUUCACCAGAGAGUGUAUGGAAGUCGUGGAAGUGGAGAUCUGUGAAUGAUCUGAUGAUGAAUGGGGCCUUCUUUGUUGAAUCUGGGGGACCAAUUAGUAGGGGAAACGAGAAAGACGUGAUCAAUGCAAAGACAGGAGCUUCUGCAGGCAGGCUAACACGCUUUGCUGGGGCUCUCAACUGCGUCGAACACAAACCCUGUUGA
Messenger RNA from Gossypium raimondii (Peruvian cotton), 1299 nucleotides. Its product is annotated as probable pectate lyase P59. The transcript is spliced from 4 exons. Lineage: Eukaryota; Viridiplantae; Streptophyta; Magnoliopsida; Malvales; Malvaceae. The record is from RefSeq and is a predicted model, not a curated record. The coding region runs from base 1 to 1299 and encodes 432 amino acids. Gene Ontology annotation, molecular function: pectate lyase activity.